ACACCCGAACCUCACUGGCUCGACAUGUAUCUCGCUGCCUGUCAGCCAAUGCUACGCGCUCUCUGCUUCAGCCAGCUUGCCUCCCUGGCUGUGUCGCUAGGGCGGCUGGGCGUGGCGCCUCCAGAGCACUGGGUGCAGGAGCUGCUGCAGGCCGCCGAGGUGGCGCUGCCCUCCGCCGGCAGCGCAGGGAAGGUGGCGGCGGUGCUGACGUGGGUGGCGGAGGAGGGGCGGGUGGUGCCGGACGCGGCCUGGGUGGGUGCGGCGCUGCAACAGAUACACAGCCUCAUGCAACAGCCUCAGCCUCAGCCCCAGCACCCCUCCCAGCAGCAGCCCGACAGCCACCCCCCAUCCAGUCCCCUCCUGAGUCCAAGCCAGGCAACUGACGUGGCCUGGGCAGUAGCGACCCUGGGAUACCGACCCGCGCAGCCGCUGCUAGAUGGCCUGGCCGCGGCGACCCUGGGUAGGGCGUCAUGGGGAGGAGCAGCAGGAGGAGGAGGGGAGGGAGCAACGGCAGCAGCAGCUGAGGAGGCGG
Molecule: messenger RNA, 532 nt
Organism: Astrephomene gubernaculifera
Lineage: Eukaryota; Viridiplantae; Chlorophyta; Chlorophyceae; Chlamydomonadales; Astrephomenaceae
Source: the annotation of a GenBank genome assembly